AUGUCAAACGAUAUCUCACCAUUCGUCCACAAGUUCCGAGCCACCGGCGACGCCUUCUCGAGCAACGCCAGCGGCAAAGUUAUCAAACGCAAUCGACAACCAUUAUCAUGUCUCCCAUGUCGUCAACGCAAGCUGAAGUGCUCGCGACAGCAACCAUGUGAAACUUGUGCGAAGCGUGGCGACGAAGCUCUAUGCGUGUACGGUAGCAAGUCUACCGGUCAGAGCCACGAUGGUGGCAAAUCAGAUGCACCGAAGGCCAAGGCACAGGAUCGGCUACGGCAGCUGGAGCAGCUUGUGAUGUCGAUGGUGGACUCUUCCGGCCAGAAGUCGGACCCAUCUAGCGCGUUGACGCCCGAGUCUGCGUCCAGCGGCGAUGUGCAGGGUGUGCUUUCGAGGGACGCCAGCGGCGACACUUCGAAAUACGUUGGCUCGACGCACUGGGCAGCUAUCUUGGAGAACAUACAGGACCUCAAGACAACGCUAUCUGUGGACGACUCACCGGAGGAAUCUCAAGCCAACCACACGGAGCCCCCAAACCUCGCGGACCGCGACUGCCUCUUCGGCUACUCACAACCCAUGGCCUUGCCGCAAAUACUAGCUCAAUAUCUCCCGUCGCGACAGCAGGCAGAUCGACUCAUGUCCGUCUACUUCAACGCACAGUACAUGACUAUGCCGCAUACUCACACUUACCAGUUCCAAAAACAGUACGAAAAGUUCUGGGAGAACCCAUCAGAAGUCAGCCCACAUUGGCUGUCUGUGCUGUUUUCAAUCUGUUGCAUAGGUGCAAGGUUGAUGGAAGUCGCAAGAAGUACGGCGGCUUCGCCGAAUAACGAAGAAGCCGGAGUGUUCAAGCAAUACCUCAAUGCAUCUGGAUACUGCAUUCGUUUGGGCGGAUUCGAGCCCGCUAGGUGGGUGCUUGAGUCGCUUUCUCUGUAUUGCCAGUGUCGGCUACUUCAGUCUACGGAUCCUUCGCGGCAGGUUGGGCUCGUUUUUACUGUGCUUGUGCACCUUGCAUAUCGGAUGGCAUACCAUCGCGACCCGGAUAUACUGGGGAACUUCUCGCCUUUCGAGGGCGAGAUGCGUCGGCGUGUGUGGGCUAUGAUUCGACAAUUCGACCUGAUGGCGUCCUUCCAGCUCGGUCUUCCAGCAAACGUCGUACCUGACUCAUGGGAUACCAAGAUGCCCAGAAACCUGCUCGACUCAGACUUUAACGAGGACACCAAAGUGCUUCCUCCUUCUCGUCCCGAAUCCGAACCAACCAAGAUACUCUACUUCAUCGUCAAGUCGCGGCUCAUGGGCUGCUUCAGCAAAAUCUGCUCACAAGCGAUGUUGUUCAAGACGAGUACACAGGCCGAGAUCAUGCUCUAG
Cyphellophora attinorum is the source of this 1368-nucleotide messenger RNA. RefSeq names its product putative transcriptional regulatory protein. The coding region runs from base 1 to 1368 and encodes 455 amino acids. The record is from RefSeq and is a predicted model, not a curated record. Lineage: Eukaryota; Fungi; Ascomycota; Eurotiomycetes; Chaetothyriales; Cyphellophoraceae. The transcript has a single exon. Gene Ontology annotation, cellular component: nucleus. Gene Ontology annotation, biological process: DNA-templated transcription; regulation of DNA-templated transcription. Gene Ontology annotation, molecular function: zinc ion binding; DNA binding; DNA-binding transcription factor activity, RNA polymerase II-specific.